AUGUAUGAAUUAUCAUUUCUAUUACAAUGUAUCCUAUCGAAAUCCACUCAAACAUCAAUUCCAAAUCAUUUUUGUGAAAAAUUAUUUUUCUAUCUCUUUAAUCAAUUAGAAAGACAUUCACCUCAACUUGUUUCUCUUCUGUGUUCAACACUCUAUUCUACUCGAUACAUACCCACAACGACAGUUAUCGAUAUGCCUCCACUUCACUUAUCAACAUUUGUCACAAAUCGAUCAGUCAAGUCUAUGUCAAUUAUUCGUUAUUUAAAUCUAUUGUUAAAUAAACAUUCAUCACCAUUGCCAUCUAAAUUUCAUCAAUUAUUAUAUGAAUAUUUAUUAAAUGCAACAAUAUAUUCUGAAAAUUCUUUACAUUUUCUUUGUGAAUUAUUGAUUCUUGGCCACUACGCUAAUUAUAGUCAUGAACAAUUUCUCAAUUAUCUAACACGAUUUUUAUCUCAAUUAAUAAAACAUACAGAUCAAUUUGAAAUUAAAUUAUUGACACAUUUCAUCUAUCAUUUGUGUAUGAUUGAUCCAACAAAUCGUUUUAAAUCAAAAUUGUGUGUAAGACUAUUGGCAGACUAUUUAAUGAAAUUAAUACAUGAACAAAAAACUCCACAUUGGAUUGUACAAGCAAUGUAUGGCAUGAUGCAAAUUGAUGAAUACAAUUAUACUUUGUUGACAUAUCUUGUCAGUGAUCAAUAUUUACCUUAUCUGUUUUCCGAAAUUGGUCGUUAUACGAAUUCAGUUCAACGUCAAUUGUACGACAUUCAUUAUGCAAUACAAAUUGAUCGACCACAAUUUUCACAAGUAUUAUUAAAUGAAAAAGUAGUCAAUUAUACAAGUAAGAUAUCGGCAGAGUAUCGUUCUCAUACAAAAUUGACAAUGAAAUAUUAUACACAAUAUUUAAAUGAGUUACAUGAACAAUUUCAACUAGUUUAUGGAAAUGAUGCAUGUACAAUUAUUGAUAAUCAUGUUAUGUUUCCACAUUUUUUGUUCGAUUUUUUAGAGCUUAAGUUACCAAAUAAAGAAGAAUUAUUAGACAUUGGGAUUUUGCUAUAUGACAGCAUCGCCGUACUACCAGUGCUCCCGUCAAUGUUACUGAAACAACAACGUUCAAAUUUUACAAUAACAAAAGUUUUAAAUGCACAAACAACAAUGAGAUAUAGACAUUUAGAACGCUACAAGUAUAAAGUUGUACCGCUAUCGUACUUCUUAAUACAACAAUCAUAUCUGAAUCGUGUACCUGUGCGUCUUGCAUUAAGAAUGAGUUCUCUUGCUGUUGGUGAAAUUUUUUCAAUAAAAUUCCUGACACUUUCCACACCGCGAGAUUCAAUGUUUGCGUUGUUAACAUCGGAUGAACUUGGCCCGUCGGAUUGA
This is a messenger RNA of Didymodactylos carnosus, 1374 nucleotides long. NCBI's taxonomy places the organism in Eukaryota, Metazoa, Rotifera, Eurotatoria, Philodinida, Philodinidae. The record is from the annotation of a GenBank genome assembly.